Messenger RNA from Clupea harengus (Atlantic herring), 723 nucleotides. RefSeq names its product fucolectin-like. NCBI's taxonomy places the organism in Eukaryota, Metazoa, Chordata, Actinopteri, Clupeiformes, Clupeidae. The transcript is spliced from 4 exons. The record is from RefSeq and is a predicted model, not a curated record. Bases 1 to 723 code for a protein of 240 amino acids.
AUGGAGGGACGUUAUGUUACCGUGGUGAUUCCUGGACGUAAAGAAUACCUGACGCUAUGUGAAGUGGAGGUAUAUGGCUAUUUUUCUUUGACAGCUAAAAAUGUAGCAUUGUACGGAAAGGCCACCCAGUCAGACCUCAUUACAAGACCCUGGGCAGGGGAAGGUCAUGCCCAAAAUGCCAUAGAUGGAAAUCGUGACCCAGAUUAUCAUCAUGGAUCUUGCGCUCAUACUGAAGAACAGACUCAUCCCUGGUGGAGGGUUGAUCUACUGAGGCAGUACACUAUUACUUCAGUGGCCAUCACCAAUAGAGGAGACUGCUGCGCUGGACACAUCAACGGAGCUGAGAUUCGUAUCGGCAACUCCCUGCUGGACAAUGGCAAUCGCAAUCUACGGGCAGCGGUUAUAUCCUCCAUCCCAGCUGGGAAAACCCACACCUUCAGCUGGGAUAAAGGGGUGGAGGGCCGCUAUGUUAAUGUUGUUUUGCCUGGAAACAACAAGGUUUUGAGGCUUUGUGAGGUGGAGGUGUAUGGCUAUCCAUCACCAAAUGGUAAGCAUUGUCCUACAAGCUCUCUGUCCGCUGUCUUCCACGUCAGCGAGUUCCGUGCCUCCUGGCUCCCACGCAUACGUUUCCCAGAGUUCCGUGCCUCACGAGCCCAGGUCUUCCGAGAGUUUCUUUUCUGGCUUCGUGCCGUGUAUUUCUGUUCUGUGCCCUCGCGCUUUUGA